Molecule: messenger RNA, 351 nt
Organism: Sporothrix schenckii 1099-18
Lineage: Eukaryota; Fungi; Ascomycota; Sordariomycetes; Ophiostomatales; Ophiostomataceae
Exons: 2
Coding region: 1-351 (116 amino acids)
Source: RefSeq, a predicted model, not a curated record
AUGUUCGCUCGUCGUUCUGAGGGUUUGCAGUUCAUGCAGGUGUCCAGCUGGCUGUUGCUUGCUGAGACAAGCUCCGGCCGUGUCGUCGGUGUGGCCAACAACGGCACGCCGGGCAUGCUCCGUGCGCCAGUGCCCGCCGAGCGCCCGAUUUUCAAGCAGUGUCUCAGCAACGUGGCUAGGCUGGUGGGACUGGCGGGGCGCCUGACGGGGCACGGUGGGGGGGGUCGGAGGGCCCUGGGAUGGUUUUUAGCGGAACAAGGCUUAACACCCAUAAGCUCAUUGAAGUCAAUCGCUAUUAGAGUUAUGCUCUCGCUAAUUAGUGGUGUUGACAAUGCGCAACAAGCCGUCUAG